GAGGAAGAAGAAGAAGAAGAUGACGAGGAAGAAAUGGUGAGCUGGGCCAGUGUGAGGAUGCAAGGAGACAACAGGAAGCAGCAGCAUGCAGCUGAGGAGGACCCAGAGGUGUUUGGUCACCUUAUGAAGAGACCAAUGGCAACAUUUUUUGACAACCACCACCCGGCCCUGAAAUCCCCCAUCUUGGUCUCCGGCCCUCGCUGUGCUGCAGAGGACACCUUCAGCCGCCACUUUGAGAGCAUCAUGGAGUCUCACCGAGCCAAAGGCACCUCGUACAACAGCCUGGACAGCGAGGAGCUGCUUACCUCGAGCACCCAAACCGUCCUGACCUUUGACCUGCCCACAUUAACCCCUGCCAUCCACGGUCCGGUCUGCCAGAGCACCAGGCAGAUCGUCCAGCUCAGCUUCGCCCCACUGGCACACGAUGAGAGGCCCAGUAUCUCCGAUUCAAUCUUUACCAUGACUGGGGAUUCGGACGCCACCAGAGCCCCGUCCAGCGAGAGGCUGAGCAGCGGUUCGGACGACACGCCACCCAAAGGACGAGGGUAUUCACAGCUGGGGAGCAGCUGGUACAGCAACCCUUCUUUCUCAUUACCAAGCAGGGACAAGGCCCGUCUGGCGACAGAUUCGGAGCUGGACCAGGACCUCAGUGAGCGACUGGGUCUGGGCAGCAGUGAGACCCUCACCAAUGGCAGCCACCGUGCUGACGUGGCAGCCGCCAGACGCCUGGCCAAACGUCUCUUCAACUUGGACGGCUUCAGGAAGUCCGAUGUGGCGCGGCACCUCAGCAAGAAUAAUGACUUCAGCCGAAUGGUUGCAGAAGAGUAUCUGAGCUUCUUCGACUUUGCGGGCCUCGCUAUUGACCAGGCAUUGCGGACUUUCCUCCGGCAGUUUGCCCUGAUGGGGGAGACUCAGGAGAGGGAGAGGGUGCUGGCUCACUUUUCUAAGCGUUAUUUGGACUGCAACCCAAAAGUCAUACCUUCAGAGGAUGCAGUUCACACUCUCACCUGCGCCGUCAUGCUGCUGAACACUGAUCUACAUGGUCAGAACAUCGGUAAGAGGAUGUCGUGCACGCAGUUCAUCAGCAACCUGGAGAGACUGAACGACGGCCAAGAUUUUCACAAGGAUCUGCUUAAAGCUCUCUACAACUCAAUCAAGAAUCAGAAGCUGCAAUGGACACUCGACGAGGAAGAGCUGCGGAAGUCGUUCUCGGAGCUCGGGGACAGCCUGUGUGACUCCACCGCCUCCAGAUCUCUGAAGGCGGAGGGCAGCAGUGGGAAGCCCCCGACAGAGGAGGCGCAUCCGUCCGGGUCGCUGCUCUACAAGAACGGCUUCCUCGUCCGCAAAGUGCACGCAGACUCUGACGGCAAGAGAACACCAAGAGGGAAGAGAGGUUGGAAGACCUUCUAUAUCAUCCUCAAAGGGCUUAUUCUCUAUCUGCAAAAAGGGGAGUACAGGCCUGACAAACAGCUAUCAGAGGAGGACCUGAAGAACGCCGUGUCCAUCCACCACUCUCUGGCCAUGAAGGCUUCAGACUACAGCAAGAGGCCCAACGUCUUCUACCUGCGCACCGCCGACUGGAGGGUGUAUCUCUUCCAGGCCCCGAACGCGGAGCAGAUGCAGUCUUGGAUCACAAGGAUCAACACGGUGGCCACCAUGUUCUCAGCUCCUCCUUUCCCAGCAGCCAUCGGCUCCCAGAAGAAGUUCAGCCGGCCGCUGCUGCCUGGGACCAUGUCAAAGCUGUCGGAGGAGGAGCAGGUCAGAUCCCAUGAAAACCGCUUCAGAGCCCUGUCCACUGAGCUGACUGAGCUGCGUUCCUACCCCCCCGACCGCAAGGUCAAAGGGCGCGAGCUGGAAGAGUACCGGCAGCGGGAUGAGUACCUGGAGUUUGAGAAAACCCGGUACGGGACGUAUGUCAUGCUGCUGCGAGCUAAGAUCCGGAGCGGCGAGAAGGACCUGUCUCUGUUCGAGUCCCAGCUGCUGGAGGACAACAGUCUGCAGAGGGCCCACUCCAGCCCCACGCUGCAGGACAGCAGCCAGGCCAGCCAGGCCAGCCAGGCCAGCCAGGUGAGCAAGGCCAGCAGCGGCCGGGACGGGGGCAACAGCAGCAGGGCCAGCGGCUGCAGCGGCAAGCUGCGGCAGGACGGCCAGAGACACAGCUACCGGCAGGCCGUCAAGAAGUGAGGCGGGGGGGGGCGCCGGGAGCGGCACAGCGUUGCACUGCCAGGCCGUCUCCCUGCAUAGGUUUUUAUUUGAGAUCCAGGAGGGUUUGGAGCUCUGCUUGAAGGGGGAGCAGGAGAGAGGGUCUCUACCCCACUCCCUUCCCCCAAAACCAUGACGCCCUACCCGGCACCCCAAUCUUCUCAUGGGACUGAGGAGGUGCAGAUCCUGUGACUGGAAGAGGAGCACUAGCAGGGGUGUGGGUGCAGGAGGUGGGAGGGUCACACAUCUGCAGAGACCAUGUGUCUGUGGGAGCAGCGCAGACUGAGCGGGAGGAGAAGUGCUCAUAUGGAACACACAGGGACGUACAUCCAGCUUCUUUCCUUUUCUCCUCUUUUCUUCUUUCACCUCUCCAGCCACGUUCUCCCACCUUUUCUCUUGACUUUUCACUCAGUUUUGGGACCAAACUAUUAAAACAUCACAUUUUAAGACGACUUGUUUUCAGUUAUACUGCUGCAGCCGCUCUGAUCGGAGCGCUGUAACAGUCACUGGACCUGAACACAUCACCAGGUCUUAUGGAGCCAUUUACAUUCCAGCUCCUUGUUUUCUGCCACAUCACCACGGUGUUUUCACAUUCCGCACACAGGCCGGACAUUACAGCUUUUAGCUUCUAUUUCACUGAAGGUGGAUCUACACACUGCACAACACAUAGCGAUGGAGUGAUGAGGGUGAUUAGACAGUGCAGCUCCGCUUUCUCUCAGCACUGACGGCUAAAUAGAUGUCAGUAGAACUUCACUCCUGAUAUGCAGCAACUGCAUCUCAUCUAGGUCUAUUUUCUUUUGCUCUACUUGAACAGGAGAUCUCUUUCCGAGUUGCUUUGGCUUCUGUCCCGUGGUGUGCUUCUGUUCUCUUUCUAUUUCUUGGCCGAAUGUUGUUUUCCCCAGUGAUCCGCAUGCCUGCAUCCAGCACUGCUUCUUUUAAGCCUUUUACUACUUCAAGGGCAAAAACUGAGAGCAGCAAAAGUUGUUCUCUGGGGUCAUUUAAGUCCUUUUUUCUUCAUACCCGACAUGUGUUAUCUCCCUAAUAGCCUCUCAUUUAUAAUAGCCUAUUUUCACACUCACCAGGCAGACCCUGAAUGUUCUUGUUUUUUCAAUAUUUUUACAGUAUUUUACAGUCGUUUGUUGUUGUUGAACCUAUUCCUCCUGUGUAUGUCAAGUGUAUGAUGAAAUAUGAUAUUGAAAAUGUUAAAGGAAAAAUAUGUUAUCCAUGCUCUUUGUAAAACAUCCAGGAUGUGUUGUAUAUAUAGCAGCUUAUAUUGUAGGAUAUAUGAAGGUAUAUUUACAAUAUAUUCACACACACUAUUGCGAAGAUGCGUUCGGUGGGCCGCACUUCAUGUUUCUUGUAAGUCCUGAAAGCGCUACACGAUAAUCAUAUGUUGUUGUUUUUUUUUCUUACAUGGUGGUAAUAAUUCAGCACAAUAUGAGUAUUUCAGUGACGCCUAUGUACCUAUCAAAGAUUAGUAAAUGAUCAAAAUGGUGUUUGUGACGGGAUUACACGAAGAAGAAAAAAAGAGAAUUGACGUAUGGAUUUCAGAUGGCAGUAAUCCAAAGAAAGCGCAUGGUUGGCUAUGACUUAAUAGCAUGAUUUUAAAGGGAUCAGGGUAAGAAAUGCAUGAAAAAGGUAGAGAAUGUAAAAAAAAGAAAGGAACUCUUCAUUUAGUAGGGUGUUGGCAGCCUAUGGUGUUUUCGGUAGCCAUAAACGCCUCAUAGCCAUUUUCUACUCAGGCUUCAGAACGACACCUUGAGCAGCUGCAGUGCCGGCAUCCGACCAGCAGGGGGAGCUGUUCACGUUUUUUUCAGCCAUAAACACACCUGCUGCACCUGCAGUGAAUAUGCAUGAUAUAAUCCCACUCACCUGAUGGGUGGGGUUGGGUAUUGCAGGGCUAAAUGACACAACACCUGUUUGUAUUGACUGUAGAGUCAGUGUGUGUUUGAGUGUGUCUCGCUGUGGAUGUUAGCGUGAGCAUGCUGGAGCCUGUUUGUUGCUUCUUUCAUCCGGCAUCAGUUCCCAUGUUGUUAUCUUUGAAUGUGAAUUUGUUUUUCAUGAUCUAAUAUUCUAAGCCUAGCCAAGUGUUUGCCUGCAGUUUGAGCGCUGAAAUCAUUAGUUACAUGACAGGAAGUUAAUCGGCAACUCUUUUCAUCCAUGUCAUUUUUCAUGAAAAAUGCCAAACAUUUCUCAGUUAUUGCAACUUAAGUAUAAGUUUCUUCUUUUUUUCUUCGUCUUAUGGGACGACAGUGAGGGUGUUGCGAUAUAGCAGGAUCGACACAAGCCGUAAUUUCAGUUCCUUUCGGUUCUCGCUUUGUAUUCUCAUCUACAUUUCGUUCUUUGCUUUUGUUCUCUUUCCUUCGCCUCAAUCAUCUCACUGAUCUCACUUUGUAUUCGAUGGUUUAAAAAAAGGUGUAUGUGCCAUAGCUGACAUCUUGUACCUUUCACCAGUUAUGUAACGCGCCAUUACAGAUUUGUGUCUAUUAAUAGCAUCUGCUGUUUAUAAUGUGGCCAAUCUGUGGAAGAGCAGUCGGACUCAUGUUGAUGGUGUUCUGAGGGGAAUUGAUUCAUUCAGUUACAUCACAUGCAUUCCAAUAUGUCAAGCUUUUAAAGGUACUUCUCACAUUUCACUCGAGAUCACACCAUCUACAGUACAUAAGCACAUAAUGUCAAACAUCUUCUGGUUCUGGCUUCUCAAUGGUAAAAAUUUGCUGUGUGUUGGUUAAAAAAUAAUGUCAGUUUAGACUGUCCGAAGUUGCAUUUUUUUACUUUUAUUUUCACAAACUAAACUAAUAAUUGCAAAAAUAUCCAGCCGAUUAGGGGAGACACUACAGGAGAAAAAGGUACAUUCAGUAAAAAUAACCAGGAUUACUUACAUUAAGAUAAGACUAGGCCUAAGUCUUUUGAAAUGUUUUAUUCAAAUUUAAAAUAAAACAUAAAUAGCUUAAUGUAUAUUUUGAAUUCUUUAUUUCCACUACUUUCAAAGGCAUCAAAUUGUGCCUGUAGUGUCUCUACUUAGUCAACAAGACAAAUAAAUCACAGAAUGAAUACUGUUCUUAAAAUGUUAAGAAUUGAUUUUAGAUCAUUCAACAAAAAAAUACCUGAAUGUAAACAUCUCAAAGGCAUACAUUGUAGUGAAAAUAUAUUAUUUCCCCAAUAGGUUUUAAGAGUAACAAGAAGAUACAAAAACAGAUCUGGUACUGAUGGUUCUAUUCUGGGAUCAGGCUGUAGACUCUAUACAGUGAGGAUGGAUGGAGUAUGAAAGGAGCCUCCACCUUGACAACUCUCCAAGGUCCUCCUCCCCCACUCCCCCCCUCUCCUCCUGCCAUGUGUUAUCAUCACUGCUCACUUACAUCAAAGGGCAGCUGCAGGAUCUCCAUGGCGCUGGUUAGCAUGGAGAUGGCUGGUUCCCCUGGUGACGGCUGUGUGAUGCUCUAGUGAAAGUCACCCUGAUGAAGUGUGUUCACCGCGGUACAGUACCUCUGUUACAGCAGCAGUGCAUGCCUGCAGCUGUCCUUUAAAAAACAUUCAUUUCUGCCCAUGAACGCCUCAUCUCUGAAUGUAAAUAAAGCAUGAGAUAUUAUGGAUGGCCUGUUUUAAUUUAUAUUAUGGUUAGAGUAUUAAAUGAAGGGUUAAUAUUUAAGGUAUAGGUCAACAUGUUUUUUCCUGUCCUUGAGCUCAUGGUCGUUUUUUUUUUACAUUUCUUUCAAUGUGAAUGAAGGAAAUGUCUAUAUUUAACGCUGUUGUAUGCUGUUGUGUUUUAGAGAGCCAGCUCAUACAAAUGUUUUUACACGUAGAGGUCUGAUCUGAUCCAUCUCAGUGUUUUUUAGACUGGUGCAGGUUAGGCAAUGUUCAUUUAAUGGUACACAUACAGUGAGCUACACGUGUCACUGCCUUGUUUAAACUCACCAAGGAAAUGUUGUUUGUGAGCUUCUCAUUUUGUGAGACAUAGAAGAUGAAAAUAAAAGUGUUUUGAAAGGUU
Messenger RNA from Gymnodraco acuticeps, 6187 nucleotides. Its product is annotated as PH and SEC7 domain-containing protein 1-like. Gene Ontology annotation, biological process: regulation of ARF protein signal transduction. Lineage: Eukaryota; Metazoa; Chordata; Actinopteri; Perciformes; Bathydraconidae. The record is from RefSeq and is a predicted model, not a curated record. Bases 34 to 2184 code for a protein of 716 amino acids. The transcript is spliced from 14 exons. Gene Ontology annotation, molecular function: guanyl-nucleotide exchange factor activity; protein binding; phospholipid binding.